Messenger RNA from Strongylus vulgaris, 879 nucleotides. The record is from the annotation of a GenBank genome assembly. NCBI's taxonomy places the organism in Eukaryota, Metazoa, Nematoda, Chromadorea, Rhabditida, Strongylidae.
AUGUUCGAACUGAUGGGAUUCAUAGGAAUUGCAUUGCAAGUAAAAAGGAUUCCAAUCAUAUUAGAACCUUACCAACUCCAAAGAAUCGACAAUAUUUCUGAGUACUUCCCUAACAUUGGAAGUCGUUUUCAAAGAAAGGAAAUCUGUCAAAGCCACGUGUACAUCUCUACACCAUUGGAGUUUUGUUGUAGACAUGACAUUAGGAUUGUGAAACGACUGGAAGAGAAAACCUUUAUACAUUCUGUGGCGAUCCAGUUGCGUUAUUUGCAGUCUUACAAAUAUUUCUGGAAUCUUCGUCGAGAAGCUAUACUUCAUAUUAUUGGCGGUAGUAAUCAAACCAUUUUCAUGGCUGAUACACAACUUUUUCCAAAAAAUCGCUUACGUCGACGGCAAUCAAACAUAUGCGUGCACAUACGACGAGGUGAUUUCACGGGAUCGAAAAUGCAUCGCGCGUCCGAUGCUGAGUUUAGCCUAGCUGCCAUGCGUUUUGUUGUUGAGAAGACAAUAAGCGAGGACUCGCGUCCUCCUCAUAUCUACGUCUUCACUGACAGUAUUGAAUGGACGAAGGAAAACGUUGUCGAACCUUACAUAGCUGCAAACAUUAGUUGGUCAGCGCCGUUGAUAGCUGCUGAUUUCGCUGACAAAGCACCAAAUACCGAAUGGGAGUUCAGCAGAAUGUACUGCGAUCGGGUGCUACUCACAGCGUCUACAUCGACCUAUGGAUGGUGGAUUGCUUAUUUUAGCAGAGGACAAAAGGUUUACUACAGUACAAGACAUGGUUCUCCGGGAGCACAUCCACGAGAAUUUUUAUCAACGGAUUUCUUCCCACAACAUUGGAGACCAUUAUCGAGUCAUGGGAGCGAAGUUAUUGAGCUUUAG